Polyodon spathula (Mississippi paddlefish) is the source of this 3818-nucleotide messenger RNA. RefSeq names its product Golgi-associated PDZ and coiled-coil motif-containing protein-like. The record is from RefSeq and is a predicted model, not a curated record. Gene Ontology annotation, biological process: negative regulation of protein localization to cell surface. Lineage: Eukaryota; Metazoa; Chordata; Actinopteri; Acipenseriformes; Polyodontidae. Bases 698 to 2038 code for a protein of 446 amino acids. Gene Ontology annotation, cellular component: Golgi apparatus; membrane; trans-Golgi network transport vesicle. The transcript has 9 exons. Gene Ontology annotation, molecular function: transmembrane transporter binding.
AUCAGUCCAUGCUUAUCUCAGAAAGGUUCUCACUGAGAGUUAUUGGAUAUCUUAUCCGCAGAGCAGGGAUAGGUCAAACAGCGGCAGUGUGUGCGUCCCACAGGAGCCGGUUCUAGAGUAAAUAUUCCUCUAAGGGUGUGAGUGAGCAGCUCAGUCUCGGCUGCAGGUCUCCAAUGUAUUUUUUUAUUAUUAUUAUUAUUUUGUUUAAUUCACACAAUCAGCGAGUUGCUAUUUAUUAAGUGCCCAGCAGGUGGCAAUAGUAUGUAUACUCUACAUAUGGUUACAGUAUAAGUUACACUAUAAAACAGUGCCUUGACUGACAGUACAAGUUCGGCCAGUACAAUGCUUUGGCUCAGAAGACACUACUGAGAUUGACGUGCAACUACAACCACUGCCAGAUGACCCAAGAAUAAGGCGUAGAAACGGAGAGCUUCCUUUAACGUAAAGUCCAGAUGUGUGGCAGGGAAUGUUAGUCGAUCCCCGAUACCCAGUACCAUAGCGGAUGUCGGAUUUCCUGGUCCACAGAAGCCGGGUAGAUCCUGCAAUAACUAUCACACAGCACGGGCUGUAAAUAGACAACUGUCGUAACAGUCUGCCAUUCUGUAGUUAAAACAGAGCUACUUAAACUCAAUUUGUACACUACUAUUAUUAUUUUGAACGUCAAGAAGACAAAGUACAAACAGCAGUUGCUGCAGUGAUGUCUGCGACGGCUGGCGGCGGUUCCUCUUGCUCGGCCUCCCAGGGCUCAGCGCUCACAGGACCCGGUUCGGGGAUUUCGAUGUUCCGCUGGUUGGAGGUCCUGGAGAAGGAGUUCGACAAAGCUUUCGUGGACGUGGAUCUGCUGCUAGGAGAGAUCGACCCAGAUCAGGCGGAUAUUACAUAUGAGGGCCGUCAGAAAAUGACCAGCCUAAGCUCCUGCUUCGCCCAACUCUGCCACAAAGCUCAGACCAUUUUUCAGUUAAAUCACAAACUUGAGGCCCAAGUAGUAGACAUGAAGUCUGAGCUGUCUGAGGCACAGGGCGAGAAGAUUGCAUUUGAGAAGGAAGUCCACGAUCAACUGCUGCAGCUCCAUGCCAUCCAGCUGCAGCUCCACUCCAAGACUGGGCAGAACGUCGACUCACGGGGCAUCAAAGCCAAGUUGGAGAAAGAGCUGGAGGCAAAUAAAAAAGAAAAGGUUAAGGAAGCUAAGCUGGAGUCUGAAGUGAAGUUACUGAGAAAGGAGAAUGAAGCUCUUCGACGGCAUAUUGCUGUUCUGCAAGCAGAAGUUUAUGGAGCCCGGUUAGCAGCUAAAUACCUUGACAAGGAGCUGGCAGGAAGGGUGCAGCAGAUACAGCUGUUAGGCAGGGAUAUGAAAGGUCCUGCCCAUGACAAAUUGUGGAAUCAGCUAGAAGCAGAAAUACACCUACACCGGCACAAAACUGUCAUAAGGGCAUGUAGAGGUCGCAAUGACCCAAAAAGACCCACGCCUACUCCUGUUGGGCACGAGUCGGACACUUUAAAGAAGACUCAAGGUGUUGGACCUAUUAGGAAAGUCCUGUUGGCUAAAGAGGAUCAUGAGGGACUCGGUAUUUCCAUUACAGGUGGUAAAGAACAUGGAGUUCCCAUUUUAAUAUCUGAGAUCCACCCUGGCCAGCCUGCUGAGCGCUGUGGGGGUCUGCAUGUAGGAGAUGCCAUUCUGGCUGUAAAUGGCAUUAACUUGAGGGACGCCAAGCAUAAAGAAGCUGUAACCAUACUGUCUCAGCAGAGAGGCGAUAUUGAGUUUGAGGUGGUGUACGUGGCCCCAGAGGUGGACUCUGAUGAUGAAAACGUUGAGUAUGAGGACGACAGUGGCCAUCGCUACCGCUUGUAUCUUGAUGAGCUUGAAGAAGGGUCAACUUCCAAUCGGAACAACGGCAAUAGCGAUGCUGGGCCAUUGCAAGCCCUAGACAAGAACUCUGUGACUGAUUCUGUGGAAAACGGAGACAACGGAAUCUCCAGUGAAGCGCUGUCCGAGGAGACUGCCCCCAAGCCUGUCAAGUCUGCGGAGAGCUCCUCAUAGGCUGGGUACAGGAUGAAAGGAUUCUGAGGGGGUACAAAGAGACUUUGAACAGUAUGUUUGUUAAAUAAGAGUUUUUUUUGUAAUUUGAGGAAGGACUGCUGUGCAGUCAAUGAGAGUUUGUCUGCAUGAGAAAUGGAAAAGGGGAAUGACAUUGCUAUGGUUACCAUUUAAUAUGAAUUGUAAACAAUACUGAAUGUAUGUAACUCUCUCUGUUUUGCCAUAACAAAAAAAGUGAUAUGGUGAUAACUGAGCUGGUGAAAAAGAGACUUGGCAGCUGGUAGAAUGUUGUGGGGGGGGGUGUUUUAAAUGUAAUUAUUACUUUAUUGGAGGCUUAUUUAGCCUGUUAGAUCUGACAUUACAAACUGAUAAAAGUAAGACCCACAUGCCAAGAUGAGGAGGACUUGCCAGGAUAGAGUAAGCUGAGACCUUAUCAGGGCCUGACUCUUAGUCCUGUGUUUCCUUCAUGUUCCCAGGUUUAAAGCUAGGGCUGCUGACUAACAAGUUACAUUUACAGAUUACAGUUGUACUGCAAAAUAUCAAUAGGACUUUUUACUGUACAGGUCGGAAUUUGACUAACCAUUGUUGCCAGGCACCAAGUUUGAAUGCAUUAGGAUUUUGGGGUUCUAUGUAGAACUUGCAUUCAUCAUUUGAAUAACAACGCUAACAUGGAGAACAAGCCAGUGUUGAGGAUGUAUUAUAGUUUAUGGCAGUAUGAAGUAAGUAUAUAGCAAGAAGGAUCUAGGAUAUGUUUCAACUAAUAUCUGACAUUGCUGUGUCCUGUUAUGAGAAGUGCAAUGUAUUUAUUUUUUUAUUUUUUUUUAUAUUUCAGUAAUAUAACACAGCAAAAACAAAUGGCUAUUUAUGGUCAAGGGAUGGUGUGUGUGUUUUAUUUUCAUUAUUACUACAUGGAGCAAAAUAUAUGGUAGUCAGAAGAGUGGUUUCAAUAUGCAUUGAUUUUUGGUGCAUCUCUUACCCCUUGGCAAUGAUCUGCAAUGGUAAGAAGCCACUAUGGUGAUUUCUGCUUUCAUACUACAGUCACUGUUUAUGGGGCUUGUUAGAAAGGAGAAAGGAAGGUGUUUUUUUGUUUUUUUUGAGAUUACCGGCCUGUAUCCAAAGAUGACUAUAGCCAGGCUGUGUGCUGGAUAUGCUAUAGCGUACCUCCAUUCAGAACUAUGUGGAAAUGUGUGUGUGUGUGUGUGUCUCAAAGAGAAAAUAGGAUGCAAAACAUGGGUUGACGGGGAAAGAAGUUCUGAGUACAUUUGAUCCUCAAAGCUUUAAACUAAUCCCAAGCUUUAAGAACUGAAAGGCAAGACUGGUAGCUGUUGUGUGUGUGUGUGUGGGGUUUUUUUUUUUUUUUUUUUUUUUUUUUUUAAAUAUUUGAAACAAAUACAUGUUUUAGUCUUAGCAAUAAACAGAUUGUUUAUGGUAUUACAAUACUACGGUUCCACUGAAGAAAUGUUGUGCUGUAACACAUGGUUAUAUCGUAACACUCAUUUCUGUUCAUACCAGAGAGCCUGUCUGUCUGUCUAACUAUCUAUCUAUCUAAUGAUUACAGUAUUUCUAUGGGUUCAUAGCUAUGCAUGUUCUGUAGCUGACUUUGUUUGUUUUGUACAUGCAGACUUUUAUGUUUUAUAUUUACCAGUCUGUAAAUUGAAUUAUUUUUCAUAACUAUCCCGAGGAAAAUGUGUAUAAAAAAAAAAAAAAAAAAGCAUAAAAAUUGUAUUGUUUACCAUCUGAAGUAUUGUUACUUUUAAAUCUGUGAAAUUAUUUUUUUUGGUUU